Messenger RNA from Suillus bovinus, 1272 nucleotides. RefSeq names its product CobB/CobQ-like glutamine amidotransferase domain-containing protein. The transcript is spliced from 7 exons. NCBI's taxonomy places the organism in Eukaryota, Fungi, Basidiomycota, Agaricomycetes, Boletales, Suillaceae. The record is from RefSeq and is a predicted model, not a curated record. The coding region runs from base 1 to 1272 and encodes 423 amino acids.
AUGCUGAUGGACGGAAAUCAUGUGAUCAUCCUCCGUGGAAAAGAGAAGCUCUUGCCAUCACGCACGGCAAGUUUCACUUGGAGUACCAACCCUGGGGUGGAUGUCCCAGUUGCUGAUGUUGCUGUUACUCGGUCAUCAUAUGGCUUUGAUGUCCUGACUGGUGAAGCCAUGGCAAUGGGUGAACGAACGCCUAUUGCUCUCCUAAAUCCAUCUGCGCAACUCACCAACCUGGCUGCAGCUUCCGUCUCCAGCCUUUCUCGUGUCAAGCUCAGUGCAAACUGGAUGUGCGCCGCUUCUAAAGAAGGCGAAGGUGCAGGAUUGUAUGCUGCCGUGGCUGCUGUCGGUAUGGAACUAUGUCCUGCGCUGGGCUGGAAGCAAGGAGAGAAGCAGCGUGAAGUUAGUGCACCGUUGUCUCUCAUUGUCACGGCGUUCGCGCCGGUGGACAACAUCGAACGAACAUGGACGCCUCAGCUGCGUACAGAUCUGAACGAAACGACUGUGCUCGUCUUCUUCGAUCUUGCUCAUGGCAAGACGCGUAUGGGUGGAUCUGCGCUUGCGCAGGUUUUCAAGGAGAUUGGAUCAGAGGCACCAGAUGUCCAGAAUCCUCUUACAGUGCAAACGUUCUUCAAUGGGUGCCAGAAGAUUAAGGAGAGUCAACCUGACUUGAUACUUGCAUAUCACGAUCGUUCAGACGGAGGGCUCUUCACAACUUUGGUGGAGAUAUGUUUCGCUGGUCGGGUAGGGGCUGUGGUCUCCCUUGACACCCUCCAUAGCGCUUCCGACCCUGUGGCGACCUUCUUCAACGAGGAGUUUGGAGCUGUCGUUCAACUCAUGAGCGAGUUUGUCGACGUCGGCUUCCCUUCUACAUCCAUCCACGUUAUUGGGCGCGUCAACAUUGAGCCUUCUGAUCAACUAUUCGCUGUGAAUCACGAAUCCAAGGUGCUAUUUUCGAGCACACCACACACUAUCCCCCUCACGAAGCCUCUCAAUGUUGCCAUCUUGCGUGAGCAAGGUGUCAACGGACAUGUGGAAAUGGCUUGGGCGUUUACAGCGGCAGGUUUUAAUGCCAUGGAUGUUCACAUGUCUGACAUUCUCUCUGGAGCACUGUCACUUUCGCGCUUCUGCGGUCUAGCAGCUUGUGGUGGCUUUUCCUAUGGAGAUGUGCUUGGCGCUGGGAAAGGCUGGGCUCACUCAGUGCUUUUGAACGACAUAGCGAGGAAGGAGUUUACCCACUUCUUCGCAGAUAAAAUAUUGUUCAAACGUUCACACUGA